AUGCGUUGGACAUCACUCGUGGCCUUGGGGGCCUUGGCCGCUAGUGUCACGGCACAGGACGGCGGAGCAGUGUUUGCGAGACAGAAUGAUUCCUAUGCUGAGCCGUCCGGCGCAUACUCAGUUGCCCCUCUGCCAGAAGCCUCUUCUUCGGCUUCACCUGAGCCUUCACCUUCGCCAUCUCCCUCGCCUGAACCUCAGCCCUCGUCGGGACCGGCAGCGACUCCCUCGGCCUCAGCUACCAAGGAGCCCGCUGCAGAACCGGCUUCUUCCGCUGAAGCCCAGCCCGCUCCCACAACCACCAGCGCCGACAAGCAGACGCCAGACUAUGGCACCGAUACCGAUGACUGCAGCCACUGGGCCUCGAAGUGCCCCUGGGGAAAGACUGUGACUGUCACAGAGAAGCAGAUUUCGACUGUCACCGAGAAGCAGGUCUCUACCGUCACCGAAAAGCAGGUCUCGACAUUGACCGUUGAGAAGCCGGUUGUUUCCACUCUCACGAUCGUCUCCAAAGAGACCGUGUACACCACGCAAGCCUUCACUACAACAGACUACGAGACCAAGACAAUUGUGAAGGUUUCCUCCUACCCUGUGACUACCACGGUGGCUCUUUGCGACCCUAUAGAUGCCCCUGGCCCUACCACCUCCGCCGUGCCAACGUAUGGAGGCGGCUAUGGCAGGAAGCGAACUCCUCAGCAAGUCUGCCGGACGACCACGACCACGAUUUGGAAGACGAGCACGACAAAGGUUACAGAGCUCGUCCCAGUUCCCACCACAAUCGUACAGACGCAGAAGCAGACAGUCCAACUCCCUCCGUCCAUCUCCAUCGAGACGCAGAAGGAGACGAUUCGUCUUCCUCCCUCCAUCGAGACGCAACAGGUCACGCAGACGCGAGAGGUCACUGCUACUCGGAUCCAUACUUCCGUCUCGACUUUGAUCUCCACUGUUGUUUCGACGGAGAUCAUUCCCACGACAGUGAUCUCAAGCAAGACUCAAUACGUGACCACCACCUACACCACGUUGAAGACCUACUAUAUCACGGACACCAUUACAGAGACUCAGCCGCCAACAACGAUCUUUGAGACCAGAGAGCGAACCGCAACAAUCACUCAGCCUGUGACUCGGACGGCCACUCAGAUAUCAACGACCACAAUCAUCUCGACCCUUGUCUAUACGACAAGCAUCCCGUACACUAUUACCUCUGAUCACACAAUCACCAAGACUUCGUACUCUGUUUCAACUUUCACUAGUCUCGUCACCUACACUUCGCCAGACGAUUCGAGAGACGUUUUACUCGACUGUUGUGGAGACCUCUGUGAGAACGAUAGUUUCUUCCUAUCCAGUCACUCGAACGGUCACGCAGACCUCACCUCCGCAGACGGUCACUCAGCCUGCUUCAACAGUGACCCUUCCACCAGUCACAACUACGACAACGAUUUCUGGGGAGGCCGACCCGGAGAGACGGUUACCCUGCCGCCCGAGACGGUCAUCACUACGAUUGCCGGCGAAAUCACAACUAUCACCUUGCCCGCUUCAACCAUCACAGUUCCUGUGACCGCCACUAUCACGGGGCCCGGAGAGACGGUAACGCGUCCCGGAGAGACAAUUACCCUGCCGCCCGAAACGAUCAUCACUACGAUUGCCGGUGAAAUCACGACUCUUACCUUGCCAGCAUCUACAAUUACUCUGCCGGGAGUCACGGAUGUCAUCACCGUCACACCUCCCCCUGCAACCAUCACUCUUCCCGGAUCGACUGUGGUUUCGACAAUUGCAGGCGAGCUAACGACAAUAACCUUACCCGGAACCACAUUGACUCUGGUCACCACUCAAGUGAACACGAUCACUCUGCCCCCCUCUGUGACGACUUUGCCUGGUUCAACAAUUGUGACUACGGUCGUCGAAACUGCGCCUGCAUCGACAUUGACCAUCACUCGAGACGGUUCGACAAUAACCAGCAUCGCGCCAGGGCCAACGUCUUUCGUCAUUUCGACCUUGACGUUGCCCCCCGUCACCGUUACCUUGCCACCUUCGACGGUCACAGAGAUUACAGCUUGCCCUGCCCCAACGAACACUCCCGGAUUGAACUCUGCGGUCGAAUAUAACCCAAAGUCAAACCUCACAUGGGGCUGUCAGCCCGGAUAUGUCUGCAACCCUCCCAAGCCUGCCGGUUGUAACCUGUGGGCAGAUCCGCCAGCAGACGAUUAUGUCUGCGCUCCGCAGAACUGUAUUCCAGCACCGCCUGUCACUCUAGCAAAUUGGAAGGAGAACGAGACAAGCUACUACCCAGUGAACGAGGGAUACUUCAACCUGAACCCCAAUGCCUUUGGCCUUCCCUUUGACAUCUUUGAGUACGAGGUAAUCGUUUCCAAGGUGAAGGGUAAAAAGGGACACAAGAAGACGACCAUCACGACUGGCAACUGGGCUUCAGCCACGGAGUUGACUCAUUUCCCUCCGACUGCUCAGCCCACAACCACAUCUUCCCCUGCUCCUACAUCCUCCGCUGAGAUUGGCAAACACGCCUACAAGCAUAAGCAGGAGGGCAAGACCUACGAGCGUCGUGCUUUCAUUGGCAAGCGAGAUGUCACGAUCGCUCCUGCCAUCUGCUUCGACAAUUGUAACAAUGUUUAUAUCGAGGUCCAAACGGUGGGCAAAAACCCUCAGAUUUGCUUAGCGGGCUCCGCCUUCCAAAUGAACCUCGAGACUUGCAGACAAUGCGUGAUAGACAACGCCGAUGACGGGAAGGAGACCCUCCGCCUUUACAUCGAACCACAAUUCCAGCAGUGGCUAGUAUACUGCACCGGCGAGGCACCGCAGACUUCGUCUUCCGCAACUAUCCUGCCACCCCAGAGUCAGGCAAGCGGCACGGCUACACUCACGACAGCAAGCCAGGGGGCUGGUUCUAGUGAUACUUCGGCCGUCCCUAUUCCGGGGUCAACCACAACCACCACUGCUGAGGUGUCUACCACCGUUACAUCCACUCCGACUCCCACGCCGUCUCCUAGCACGAGCGUGGCAGCGUCUUCCACACCCUCCACCGCGAGCACGGCAUCCAGCUCCCAGUCGUCAUCCAGCUCUAGCCCUUCGGUCUCUUCAACGCUAUCUGACACGACCUCCGCGGCGACCAUUAGCUCCGGAACCACCGCACGGGUCAAGCGCUUCAAGUCAAUCAAGUGCUUCAGCAACCGCGUCAUCACUCUCCAUGGCAACUUCAUCUUCGGCAUCAUCAUCACCAUCGGGAACAGCGACAAGCGGUGCCGGUUCGAUUCCGUCGGCAUCAAGCCCUUCAGAAUCCAGGUCUGCCGGUCCAACCACCUCGGCCGGGUCAGCAUCCACAGCAAGUGGCGGGACUGGAGGCUCUACAUCCGAAACCUCGGCGCCAUCCUCGACUGUGACUUCUCCAAGCACCACUACGACAGGUCCCGUCACAGCCGCAGCAGUCAAGCCCGCCACCUCGAUUAUCCUCGCCAUACUGGCGCCGCUUAUGGUUCUUCUACUCCUCUAAUUCGCAUUCGAUCCUUCUGA
Messenger RNA from Colletotrichum fioriniae, 3519 nucleotides. The record is from RefSeq and is a predicted model, not a curated record. NCBI's taxonomy places the organism in Eukaryota, Fungi, Ascomycota, Sordariomycetes, Glomerellales, Glomerellaceae.